GUUAGACGAAAUGAGAAUAUCUGGUUAUUCUUCUGAAGUUCUGCAAGGAAUUCAACGACUCUGCCUAGAAUGUGGGAAUAACACUCGCUUUCUCUCCGCUUAUGUACAAGACACAUACAAGACACACCCAGGUGCAGCCAGAGUUGCGGUCGCAACGUCCGUGGAUAUGACUUUGCUAGUUAUUCAGAAUAUUCUUGGAGUCAAAGCAAGACAGGCACGGUCUCUCCUACAGCUUCAGUCUCUCAUCCGACCUAUCCAAUCAGUACUCGCAUAUUUCAGAAUCCUUAUAAUUAAAGUUUCGAAGGCGAAAACUGAUGAGCAAACACUAUCCCUUGUCUUCAGGGAAGCCCAAGCCCUAGAACAUAGCAAUGUCCUCCUAAGUGAGAUCAUGCGUGAAGUGUUAUCACGCGUCUCAAAUCCGUGGACUCGAUUCGCAGAGAAGUGGAUAGGGGUCAGAUCUGAGGAAGGCACUCCAUUGACCAAAGAGAACCCCGGGAACAGAUUUGUCAAGGUCGCAAAAAUUACCAUCGUGGAUGACUUUGGGUUUGAGACAGAUGAGCGCGAUUUCUUUCUCGAUGACGCCCGCAUGCCAGAGUUUGUACCUAGCGAAGUAGCUCUUGUUAUGUUCGAGACGGGUAAAACUCUACGGCUUCUUCGUACUCAUCAUCCAGACCAUCCACUAUGCCAGGUGGGGUUCAUCACACAGAAUAACCCACCCCCUUUACAGUGGCAUUUUGAUUGGAAGUCCAUCGGACACUUACAAGAAGACGUAAAAGAUUAUGAGAAUCGUUUAUUUGCGAAUUUAAAACAUUGGUCUGCGGAUACGAGUACGUCCCAAUUGACAAGCAUGACGGAAAAAGCGACAGACGGACGUUACGCCUUAGAAUUCUUUGGACAAGAAGAAGCCCAGCUCGAAGGACGGCUACUUGCAUCUAUUGCAGCUCUCGAUAAACCGCUAAUUAGCACUUCCGAAGAAGAUAACCUAUCAAAGGUGCUAGGAUCUAAGUUAUUCGACGAGGAAUCUAUCGCCAAAGAGACGAUCUCCAAUUUCUCGCCACAUUGGUCAUUAAUACCAUUUCACUCUUUCGGACCUCUUGUUGCGGCCCAGGCGCGGAUUAUCAACCGUGAAUACAUGAAAUUGCUCUUCAGCGCACAUCAGUUGCGAGAUCAUCUAUCUCUGCAGAAACAAUUUCACCUGCUUGGGAAUGGCGUGUUUUGCAGUCGUCUUUCCCACGCGCUAUUUGACCCUAACUUGGAUACGGCCGAAAGAAAAUCGGGUGUUGCUUUGACUGGUGGUGUGAUGGGACUUCGACUGACCGGAAGGGAUACUUGGCCCCCGGCAAGUUCAGAACUCCGACUUGCUUUGAUGGGUGUGCUCGCGGAAAGUUAUCUAUCCCCUUCAUCUAAGUCAAUUUCUGCGACAGAGAAAAAGUACGAUAUUCCCGGUGAUAUUAGCUUUGCCGUACGAGAUCUUUCAGAUGAGGAAAUCGAUAAAUGCUUGGAUCCCGGCUCGUUGGAAGCACUGGACUUUCUCCGGCUAUCGUACAAACCUCCCGCGCCACUCUCGCCAAUUUUCCCUCCAAUAAUUCUGCUCAAGUACGAUAAAAUAUUUAAAUUACUACUUCGAGUGCUACGAAUGCUUUAUGUUAUCGAGCAGCUCUUUCAGAAUACUCUCGGAAGAACAUCAAAGUGGCAUGAUAUAGGUAAUACUUCACUACGAUUUCGAUACGAGGCCCAAUAUUUCGUCACAAGUAUAACUGCAUACUUUUUCGAUACGGGCAUCGAGAUUCCAUGGGGACGGUUCGCAAUCUGGCUUGACGGUGUAGAGGAUAACGUUACGAAAUCGGAAUCCGGUCAGGGAGUGCAGGUACUGAGCCCAGAUGAAGUCCGCGAAGAACAUGAACGAAUGUUAGAUCGUAUGAUGAAUACGUUAUUAUUGAGAAAACGACAGCAGCCUGUUUUGCGAUUACUUGAGGAUAUAUUUGCGGUAAUUCUCAAGUUCUCUAAAGUGGCUCACAUUGAAGCUAUAGGUAACGGGGAAAAUGAGGUGCAAGAUUCAUCACCUAAGAAGCUGUAUGAUGCUUUCAAGAAGAAGGUAGAUGUUUUCAUGACCGUAUGUCAUGGUCUCAUUGAGAAGGGAGGGAAGUCAACAAGAAACGACGUGAUGACGGACGACGGGAAACGUGGUGAAGAAGUGAAGGAGAAUACGAUUGAUAGGCUUCUGCUUAAGUUAGAAAUGUCUGGUUACUAUGGGCACGCCAGAGCUUGACUGAGUCCAAAACAAAUACUGAAGAUACCCCAAUAAAGAAUUAUUUCCAU
Annulohypoxylon maeteangense is the source of this 2319-nucleotide messenger RNA. RefSeq names its product Spc97/Spc98 family protein. The record is from RefSeq and is a predicted model, not a curated record. The transcript has a single exon. Lineage: Eukaryota; Fungi; Ascomycota; Sordariomycetes; Xylariales; Hypoxylaceae. Bases 11 to 2269 code for a protein of 752 amino acids. Gene Ontology annotation, cellular component: gamma-tubulin complex; equatorial microtubule organizing center; centrosome. Gene Ontology annotation, molecular function: microtubule minus-end binding; gamma-tubulin binding. Gene Ontology annotation, biological process: mitotic cell cycle; spindle assembly; meiotic cell cycle.